AGGACGAUUACUAUCCAUCUGAUAGUGACCCACUCAGCCCAGUCACUAAGAUCACUCUGAGUUUGAGAGAGAUCUUCUCAAUGGCUUAUAAUGUCAUUCAUCGUUCCCCUGGCCUCCCCACUGUGUCCCCUGGUUCUGUUGUCCCUGCCUGGCCCUUGGGCCAGAUUCGUAGUCUCUCAGCCUCCACCUCUGGCUCAGCUUAUCAGCCGUCCUUCACCUUUGUCCUGUCAUCUUGGCGGAGCUCCACGCGCUCGUGGUGCAGCAGGAAAAGAGGACCUAUGUGUUCAGAGCAGCGGUCCUCCAGCCUGCUGGUAACUCUUUCCACCCUGUUUGUUUUUCCCCUUUGGCCGCGCCAUGCACCAUGUGGGAUCUCCCUCUGCUCUGGGAGCAGAGAGGCCACCGGACGCCCCAGGGAGGGCCCUCCACCGUGGUCUACAUCAGGGAGGGUCUUCCCCAGCUUUCCUGACGUCUUGAGAGCCAUUCCAAUAGGGUCUGUACGGCUGCGGGUGUUUUCAGCCGGCUUCUCCCUGGCAACACCUGGCAUUUCGUGGUCCUCUCACUUCCCCUCCUUACGGCAAGGCAUGCGGGCAGGGCAGGCCUUCAGCAGACCAGGGCAGCUCAGAGACCCCCGGGGAAUCUGCAUCCGGGCCCCACCUCCUGGUGACGCGCGGCUGCUGCGGGUGCUGCAUGGCCCUGUGGGCCUGUCUAGUGCCUUCCGGAGGCUCUGA
Molecule: messenger RNA, 728 nt
Organism: Rangifer tarandus platyrhynchus (Svalbard reindeer)
Lineage: Eukaryota; Metazoa; Chordata; Mammalia; Artiodactyla; Cervidae
Source: the annotation of a GenBank genome assembly